AUGAAUGAACAUCGUUCAAAGAAUAAAGGCUCAAAGCCAAAGAAAUCAAAAAAACCGCGUCAUAAGAUGGAAAAGGUUGUUUUUAAUGAUGAGGUAGAAGUUAUACAUGUGGAAGAUUCGUAUUCUGAUGGCAUAGAGUUUGAGGAUCCAAACAUUCCACAGGAAGAUGUUGUUUCUGUGGAUAGUUCUGAUGAGAAUCCAGUAGAACAAGCUCAAGAGUUGGAGGAAAAAGCUGACAAUCACGAGAAAGUUACCGAUGUUAUUGAGGAAUCUGUAAUUACAACUGAAGAUAUUCAAGAAGGAGCUGUCACUGAGUCAUGCAGUAACAAUGCUCACAGAACCGCAAAUGCGAUUGAACCUGGAAUGACCCACAAUGAGAUUUUGCAAAUGACACGCUUAAAUGCUCAAAAGUUGUUGAAAGGGGUCAUGGAUAAUGAUAAUUAUCAUAGAAGAAGGACGGAACAUAUCAAUAACAUUGAGCUAUCUUUAAAUGCACAUAAAAGAAAAUUGGAACGUACAAGAGAUAAAUAUCAUUUACCACUCUUUAGGCAUUUUACACCGGCCAAAGUUGCAUUGGAAAAGAGAGAAACAGGAGCAAUAAAAAACUUUCCAUUUAUUUUCUCUAAAACAGUUCAGGAACACUUACUGUUUGCAGAAAGAACUAAGGAAAAAUUUGAGAGUAUGUUUGAAAAGGUUAGCACUAACAAGGUCCAGGUUUCCAAGGAAACAGACAAUCUUGGUAUGAACUCAAUGAUUACCAAACCCAAAAAGGAGAGUACUGUGACACCAGAGAACGCAGGACAAGAGCAUGAAAAAGUUUAUGAUUGUUCGUGGAGUGAGCCAAGCAUAAAGACGUCAUCAGAUUCUGAUUGGGAUAAGGUUACAAACAUUUCUUCCGGUAGAUCAUUCACUAGGAUUGAUAGUAGUCGUUCCCUAUCCUCAAGAUCUUUGCCAUCAGUUGUACCAGAGUCUACUAGUAUAUUCUCCAGGGUUUAUGAGAAUUUCAGAACCUUUUGCCGGAAUUUUUGUGUGCAGGACAAUACUUUACAAGACACACUUUCCUAUUAUAUACACUGUUAUGCAUAA
Messenger RNA from Theileria equi strain WA, 1086 nucleotides. RefSeq lists its product as hypothetical. NCBI's taxonomy places the organism in Eukaryota, Apicomplexa, Aconoidasida, Piroplasmida, Theileriidae. The coding region runs from base 1 to 1086 and encodes 361 amino acids. The transcript has a single exon. The record is from RefSeq and is a predicted model, not a curated record.